This is a messenger RNA of Salvelinus fontinalis (brook trout), 5556 nucleotides long. RefSeq names its product transcription factor Sox-2. Gene Ontology annotation, biological process: anatomical structure morphogenesis; cell differentiation; regulation of DNA-templated transcription. The transcript has a single exon. Gene Ontology annotation, molecular function: DNA-binding transcription factor activity, RNA polymerase II-specific; RNA polymerase II cis-regulatory region sequence-specific DNA binding. Bases 3806 to 4753 code for a protein of 315 amino acids. The record is from RefSeq and is a predicted model, not a curated record. NCBI's taxonomy places the organism in Eukaryota, Metazoa, Chordata, Actinopteri, Salmoniformes, Salmonidae.
GUGGUCCGUGGACAGUGAAAAGCAGCAUGCGCGAAUGCAGUGCACAGCAGUGUGAGAGUAUCGCAUUAUGAGCUUCAGUGCUUCGUGGGUUCUUUUUCCAUUGAUGUAUCGGACAUCAUUUAAAGCUUGCUCAACACUCGCAAACAUUAGAUUUUAUGUAGAUUUUCUAUUAUAGCGUAACUAUCCAAAGUGUGAGUGUUUUUUGGUUUGUUUCUUUUGUAGGCUACUGGCUUUGUUUUGUUUUUGUAGACUGGUUUAGGAUGUUCCAAUUAUAUUUUUGGGACAUUUUGUUUGAUUUAUGAAAUUCUCCUUAUUUCUCAGCAGAAGUAAUGUUUGAUCUUUAGCCUAAACAUUACUCUCAAUAAUUUUCAAGAUUGUUUCAUUUGGAUUUGAACUAUUCUGGCCAAUUUGAUGAGAUUAGGCUGUCAAUCAUAAAUAGGCCUAUUGAAACGGGGUUGGUCCAAAGUAAAUGUUUAAAAUAUAUUUAUACAUUUGACUCUAUACCUACAAUACUGAUUUCGAGUUUGGAGUUAAUAAAAAAUAUACCAAAUUAGAGAAAAAUCAUUAAAAUAUUGUUUUGCUAAAGCUAAGCAAGUCUAAGAAUAUUAGUUUCAAAAUUGCACUUUUUAACCGUCCACUCCCUGUCCCUUUGGUAUUUCAUAGGCUAUAUGUAUUGAGUGCUCAGAAGGUAAUAUUUUCUGUGGUGCACUGCUCUCCAAUCACUGGCACGGCCCCUAGUGGACAAUAAUAUGAAGCUUGGGGAUUCAUAAUUCUAUAUAUUUUCUUACCUGAGUCUCUCUCUCUUCCGCUCUCUCUCUCGCUGAGAAAAGGAAGGAUCUGUUGAAAAAGUAAACCCAUUUAUUAAAUAAACAUAUUACAUCCAAUUAGUAAUAUCAGGGCUGGUUUGGUUAUGUUGGAUUAUAUUGAGUAAAUAUUGAUUUUUAAGGAGAAAGUGUGAUGGGAGAUUGCGUAAUGAGUUAGGCUAUAGGCCCAAGGGUUAUUAUGGCAGGCUUGGUUUAUUAUCGGGUGAGGUGUCAAUUUUGAAAGGGAGCAAUAGUGACUACAUUUUUGAGAAGGGGAGGCUUUAUAAAAAAAACAAUCUAUAACAAAUUUCCUCUUUAAGACAUUUUCACACUCAUUAUGCUCAAGAGUUGAUAGGGAUGGGCCUGAAUUUAAUGUUUGCUCUUACUAUAAAUGACAAAGUUAAUUUGCCAUGAAUUGCAGUGAUUUUCUUUUUUAGUUUAUACAAAAAUAAAAUACCCUAUACAUUUGUUAUCAUGCCCUUUGCUCCGUCCAGCCUUCAUUGCAAAUAUGGUUUAUAUGCUGCAAACAGAAGUAGAGGUUGGUUUGGUCUCAAGAGUGGUCAAAUGGUGUUUGCCCGCAAUUCUGUUAGUUGUCGGUUUGCUAAUUACAAAUGCAGGGAAACUCCUGUUAAGUAUUCUUCAUGAUGUUGCAGACUCCCGCUGUUUCUUUCACAUUAUCAUAAGCAGAUUACAAAUAGCGGGCAACACACCCAUAUGCAGAUAGAGGAGAGGGCUAUUUCUAACUUGCAUUAUAAUGGUCUGCUCUGCUGUAGUCUAGGCCUACCUAUCGCCACAUCUCACCCAAUUACUCAAAUGUUAAACUUUUCAAUAUGGUGGUAAUAAACUAUGUACCAAUUUCUAUAUAAUUUAAAUAAGUAGUGAUGUUUGAUGAAAUAUACAAAAUAGGCCUAUAAUUAUUUUAUUUAAAAUAUAAUUUUAUGUAAUAUUAUAGGUUAAGCAUUGUAGAUGCGUAUCACUGAAAUGUUUAAGAUUUUGUAAGCACACGCUCACAAGAAUGUGUCCUAAAAAUACAGUCUAUACAGUGUCCAGAUUCUCGAUACAUUUAUGUAUUGGCCGAUUUGAUGCUUUUCCAGGAUCUACAGGAUCUACAGCAUCAUUCAUAGCCAAAUGUUCUACCAUAAGUAGCCUACAAAUGAAAAGGGAUUAUCAGUAUACUAAACAUGUAGUUGGUAGCUUUAACAAGUUAUAUUAUUAUAGUUCACAACAGAAUAAAUAAGUGUAUUAGGCUAUAACAGUGUUACAUGACACCUUUUAGGUUCAUAAAUGUGGUUUUGCUAUUGUCUAUUUUGCCAGCAGACGGCGCUGAAGGCAUGUAACAACGUGGCUUCAUCUGUCUGUGUGGCUCAUACCUAACCUUUUGAAUAUAGCUUAUGUGUGAAUUUAUAUAUGUAUAAACACGUGCUUUUACUGGAUACAUAGCGGCUUGUUACUGUAUUUUGCUUCUCAUAUUCUAUCAUCUUUCGUAGCUCACAUCUACAAUGUAAAUUAACCAUCAGAUCAUUAACAAAUAAAAACAAUUGUAUAGACCUAUUUAAGACAUGUAUCUAUCCUAUAGGAGUUUUAACAAUGCCAAUUGUUGAUGUUAUGGGUUGAAAACCUAUGGGCAAAAUUGCAUGUUAUUUUGGCCUGUCAUUGAAGUAGUGACCACUCUUGGUCAUAUUGUUAGUGAGUGAACUUUUUUUGUUUACUCAAAUGUCCUACGACUAAGUGAAUUUCAACAACAAAGGAAUGGAAGUUAGGCUAUAUGUAGUCAUGUUUUUGUUCGGGCUUAUGUACUGACAACACCCGAAAUAAAACUAGGCAACUUAUUUGUGAUGGGCUUGCCUCCGUUUUCUUUUGGCAUUCAACUUCAGUUCAAGUGAAGCUCAUCCAUUUCAACAAUGGGGAAACAGCUAAGAUUACCUAUCCCCUUCAAUGUAAAAACCGAGCUGAACUUGCUGAUCGGUUCCUUUUAUGUUAAGUUAACUGAAAACACGAAUAUUUAUUUCAUGGAUAGCUACACUACUUCUAAUUACUAACAGUAAAGGAAUAACAUCACCCCUAUGGCUAUAGCCUCUACAACUAGACCUCUACAUUCACAACUAUUACUACAACUGUUACUACGGCCAAAUGGUAAUAAAGUGAUUGUUCUAAGCAAACUUGAUAGAAUAAUAUAGGCUAGGAUAUUUGUACGUUGAAGUUUUGAUUGAUUUAUGCCUCCAUUUGCUUUGCCCCUGUUUAGUCGUUGGACAUUUAAAAAAUCAGGAUAUAGCCUACAAAUAGAAAACACGAUAUAAAGAUAUUUACAUUUGAUUCAGUAAAGAUGCAAUAUCUAAUUAAGUUUAAAAUGCUAUUUAUUAUUCUCAACAACUUUUGAAUGUUGGCUUAAAAUAAUAGCCUAUAUAAAUUGAAACAGCUGAAUUGGUCCAAUAUGCUGUUUACCUAACAAUAUAAUUAAAUGUAUCCUACUGUAUAAUUUCUGGAUCUUGUAAUCCUUCGAUUUUCAGUAGGAAGCACUUAAAGUUUGCCAUCCUAGUGAAAUGUUUCCACUUAAAGCACUUGCAAUAAUAAAUAUAUAGCUUAGGCCUAUUGGUUGAUAACAGCAGAUUCUGCCUCAGUGCUCCACCACUGACCGCAAGUAACCCCGCCCCUUUAUGCUAAAUAAAAGACACAAUCCUGGCCGAGGGAACAGUCGCUCUGUGAUUGGUCAGGUAAAAAGGCAUUUAUUCCCUGACAGCCCUCAUCACAUGAAUGGUUGUCUAUUAACUUGUUCAAAAAGUAUCAGGAGUUGUCAAGGCUCUGGCGAAGAGGGAAAAGUAGUUUGUUGAUUCUUUGAGACCAAGAGAGAAGUUUGUGGACACAACAGGACCUACUGGCUCAAAGCAAAAAGACGUUUACUAUUUCUACAAAGUUACUGAAAACGACAAGGUAACUCCAGCUAACUACCUUUUGAGUUGGACUUUUUCAAUUGGUUGGGCAAAUUUAAUAAAAAUCUGUUAAUAAUGUAUAACAUGAUGGAAACUGAACUGAAACCCCCCGCACCCCAGACAAAUUCUGGGGGUACUGGGAAUUCAAAUUCAUCUGGAAACAACCAGAAAAACAGUCCGGACCGAGUCAAGAGACCCAUGAAUGCCUUCAUGGUUUGGUCGAGGGGACAACGAAGAAAGAUGGCACAGGAAAACCCCAAAAUGCACAAUUCGGAAAUAAGCAAAAGACUUGGGGCCGAGUGGAAGCUUCUAUCUGAGAGCGAAAAGCGACCUUUCAUUGACGAAGCGAAGCGUCUCCGGGCUCUCCACAUGAAGGAACAUCCGGAUUACAAAUACCGACCCCGGAGGAAAACCAAGACGCUGAUGAAGAAGGACAAGUACACUCUGCCAGGUGGGCUGCUUGCACCGGGCGGCAAUGGCAUGGGCGCGGGAGUGGGUGUAGGGGGAGGCUUGGGCGGUGGGGUUAAUCAAAGGAUGGACAGUUACGCACAUAUGAACGGCUGGACAAAUGGAGGUUAUGGCAUGAUGCAGGAGCAGCUUGGCUACGGGCAGCACCCCGGUUUAAACGCUCACAACAACGCGCAGAUGCAGCAAAUGCACCGCUAUGACAUGAGCGCACUUCAGUACAACUCCAUGACAAACUCCCAGACCUACAUGAACGGAUCACCCACGUAUAGCAUGUCCUACUCACAGCAAAGCACUCCUGGAAUGACUCUGGGCUCCAUGGGUUCGGUGGUCAAGUCAGAGUCCAGUUCCAGUCCCCCCGUAGUCACGUCGUCGUCUCACUCCAGGGGUGCUCCAUGUCAGACAGGAGACCUACGGGACAUGAUCAGUAUGUACUUACCGGGCGCUGAGGUGCCGGAGCAAACUGCUCAAAGCAGACUCCACAUGUCCCAACAUUACCAGAGCGCACCUGUACCCGGCACGACGAUUAAUGGCACACUCCCAUUAUCACAUAUGUAAAUUAACUUUUAUAAGAGAAACUGGACUACUCUGGACUAUUUUUGUACAGAAAAUUUGGGGUGGGAAAUGUUGUAUAGAACUCAAGGAAAGAACAUAAAACUUUUUUUGUCUUUCUAUUCUAAAGAUAAGUUCUAGAGGAACGGUAGGAACUCUGCAAAAGUUUUUCAGUGAUGUAUAAGUUUGGAAAGUAGAAAGUGGGGGAGUCUCAAUCAGAUGUUUUAUUAUUGCAAUCACCUUUUGUACAGUAUUUAUCAAAGAAACAUAACAAUCAGAUGUAAUGUUUGUAAACUACAAGAGGUUACAUUUUUAUAAUCAUAAAGUCUGCAGCAAAGAAAAUGGCAGAAUUGAAAUUGAGUUCAAGAUGCUUCUAAAACUGCAAACAUUGGAAUAGCGGUAGUAAAAGCAAAGCAGGUAAAUGUUUCUCCUUGAGGGUCAUUAGUACUAAACCAUUUUAAUUUCCUUUAAAAAAAGAAGAAGAAGCAGAAACCUUUCCUUGCAGGUUAAGCAUAAUUGUUAAUUUAUAUUUUGUCUCCCACUUUUCAUCUGUUAGAGGUAUAAAGUUUGUGUUCUUUAUUUUCUAAUGAUUUGUACGAUUUAUGUAUAUUUACUGUGAUAUUUUAAGUUUUUAUUUCAAAUUUCAUUCCCGUAGUUGUAUUUUAAAUGUUGGCCUGUACGCAGCUGCCAACACUUCAUGUAUAUAUAUAUUCGAACUAAUAUCAUCAUUAUAACAGUUACAAUUUCAGCUGAGUUUUUUCAAUAUGCAGUUUGAAAUGAAUAAAUUUUUGAAAUUUGGAUACUUGAAA